UUCAGGCCCUGUAUUUUGGCAUACCCGGAGAAUACAUGGUUAAUUAUGAUUGUGAUUAUUGCACUUGGACUCUUGCUGACUCCUUCUCUUGCUGGUAAGAAUGAGAAGAGAAAUAAGGAGAUAAGCAUUGAUAAGAACGCCCAAGAAACUGUGUACAUCAACAAAGCAGAGGGCACAGCCUAUAUUGACAUAAACGAUGGCAGGAAAUCGUGGAACCUUGUCUGGAACUACAGAUCGGGAUACCUUGCAAGCAGAUCAUUUGAAAAUAAAGUCUGCUUCAUUUCUAAGAUUAACAAAGAUCUGAUGCCUGAUGUAGUUGCUUUCGCCAAGAAGGGCAUAAAAGAUCAAAGAGCUCCACCAAAAGAGGUCACUCAGAUCAUCUCAAAGAGAAAAAUCCGUGACCUCAAGGCCUAUGGAGAAAGCGUCUAUGCUCUGUGCAAAGGGCUGCCUACUUACACAACUUAUGAAACACACGGUCACGUGUUUGCGAGCCAAAGAAAACCCAAACCUCCCCAACAGCCAAGAAACCCCCAGAAUGAGCAAGCACCCACAAAACCCACGUGA
Molecule: messenger RNA, 564 nt
Organism: Nothoprocta perdicaria
Lineage: Eukaryota; Metazoa; Chordata; Aves; Tinamiformes; Tinamidae
Gene: GKN1
Product: gastrokine 1
Exons: 6
Coding region: 46-564 (172 amino acids)
Biological process (GO): regulation of cell population proliferation
Source: RefSeq, a predicted model, not a curated record